Molecule: messenger RNA, 1797 nt
Organism: Fomitiporia mediterranea MF3/22
Lineage: Eukaryota; Fungi; Basidiomycota; Agaricomycetes; Hymenochaetales; Hymenochaetaceae
Exons: 2
Coding region: 226-1413 (395 amino acids)
Molecular function (GO): protein binding
Source: RefSeq, a predicted model, not a curated record
AUCGUCCCCCCUCCUAGCAUAUCCUUAACGCUAUCCGCCACCCAUCGCCGACGCUGCAAUCCAUUGCGCAUCGGCAUUCCGCUCUUUUCUCUCCUUCACGCUCGUUAUCUAAUUGCUUUUCAGCGUCACUCUCCCUUUCGACCUUGUAUCUUUUGCCGAGGUCUUUUCUAGUCGAGAAAAUCAACAACAAUUUUGCUAGCCCUUUGCCAGAACACAUACGACAAUAUGCACGACUUUCAGAGACGCGUGCACCAUCAGGUUUUCAACCGUCAGGCCGCGGAUGACCCGGAUGCUGUCGGACCAGCGAAGAGGCCGCCAAAGCAGACCGACACCGCUACGAAAGCACCUCCAGUCACAAAACCAACUACAGCUGCGCCCGCCACCUCUGCUGCACCAACCGCGAAGACGCCACCAGCGGCUACACCCGUUACCACUCCCACUGUGCCGACGCCGAUAAUCGAUAUCUCGUCAGUUGUUGGCGUUACAAGCGUGCUCCCGAAGGUGCCAACUUUGACUACCUCCUCGAGUACGACUACGACAAGCUCAUCGACCUCGUCAUCUUCGUCGACGAAACCGGCUACGACAUCCACUCCUGCGCGUAAUCUAGUUACCGAAACUGCUACUCUUACUUCUAGUGGAACUGCAGCAAGCAGCACUUCGUCUGACAAGCCGACAACCAGUGGAGGUCUGAGCGGUGCUGCAACAGGUGGUAUCAUUGCCGGUUGUGUCCUCGCUGGUCUUGCACUGCUUAUUUUCGUGGUGCGCAAGACGUUUAUUCGACGACGCCAGCGCAAGCGCAACACGUGGGGUGCGGGCAUUUAUCCGGACAUUAACGAGAAGUUUUCCGAUGGAGCUUCUAUCAGAGAUGUGCCGCCGCCCAUACCAGAGAAGCUCACGACUUCUCCAACGUACCUGCAGCCUCGUACUCCGGUGUGGGCACCGCCGCGCCCCGUCUCACCUAGUGCUCCAAGCCCAGGCCCAUAUUAUGUCCAGCCACCUCAGGCGAGCUACAAUAAUCCGAUGAUGGAAGCCGCUCCGUCAGUUGCACCUGUCGCCGCCGCCGCCGGGAUGGCUGGUGCUGGUGCUGGUGCUGGUGCUGUAAGCUCAUUUGGCGGACAUACUACCUCUGGAGAGACGGCGAUAGUGCGCGUAUUGUACAUCCCAACACUUCCAGACGAACUGUCAGUUACCACGGGUGAAGUCAUUCAGAUUGUCAAAGCCUAUGAUGACGGCUGGGCGCUUUGUGCGAACGCGAGGGGCGAGCAGGGUGUUGUACCUCUUGAAUGCUUGGACCGAAGCUCGCAGGGUCAAGGAGAUAGGCUUUCCGUCGGGUACGGACAGCAAGGCAACGGCAAUGACUGGCGCAACAUGAAACGGAUCAGUAGCUUGUCCACUGAACAACCCCGUUAUUAAGCGCCCAAUCUCAUUUGCUGCAAUAUUUAUCGCUUUUAUACCCUUCUUGGAACCCGAUUUGGCUGCUUUUUGCGAGGUUGCUUUCCUUUUGCCUUUUGAAGAGAAGAGUAUUCGGGAGAGCGUUACGUGUUUGCGAAUUUCUUCUACGUUCUUCUGCAUGUGUGGACAUAUAUUUUUGCAAUUUAUCCUUAUGCCUCAUACCCGCUUGCUCAUGCCGUGCUUCGUGCCUUUACUAUUCCUUUUGCUUUUUCCUCGCUGAGCAGCAGUUUGAUUGGUUGCUUUUGUAUCGAUUUUAUUAGUGGUUCGAGUAACGUAGCCAUCAGUUGCAUUUGCACGAAAUCAGAUGUAGUUGCGAAGUGCGAAUAUUUGACUUUGAUUUGAUGA